UUUCCGAAUAGUUCUCGAGAAGAAAUAGGAUAUUUCGCAUUUUUCCGAAAUGUUACAUUACCUGUUGUCGGUAUUACUUUUAAUAUUUGAAAACAUAUUAGAAUUAUGUAUGUGUAUUACAUUGGUGAUACUUAUCUAUUACUUCUGGCCUAGUAAACAACUCGAAGAUGCUACUUUGCAAUAUUUCCCUGACACUACUCAAAAUAGCUCGGAAGUGUUCAUUGAUCCGCCGGAGCGAAAUCCAAUAUUCUAUCCAAUCAGUCCAUUAAGACACAAGAAAAGAUCAAGCAAGGAGGAGAUGACACCAGAUAAGAAACGAGACUCUAGUGAAAAGAUUUCAAAGCAGCCUCCCAGAGAACUUUUCGAGCCAAACGAGCAAGAACAAGUACCAUCACACAUCAAACCGGAAAUAUUCUUCGUUUUGAAAGCAUUAGAAGGCCUUGAAUUACCCACAACAUGGCAAUUAGACCCGAAAGAUGUUGAAACAUUGUCAAUUGAUACAGGAAGUGUAGUGUUGUCUCCUGGACGUGCUAAUGAUGUAAUAGUGGUUGUGAUUUCUGGAGAAUUGGGUAUUUUUACAAAUGUUAGUUUGGGUGACAAGCGUUACGACUGCAAUAUUAAAACACUUAGAAGUGGUGAAUCAUAUUUCUCACAAACUUCCAUCAUCGAAAUUUUGAUGAAUGAGAAACCAAAUAAUAAGUACAUCCAUCUGAAAGCUUUGACAAGUUGCCGAGUUGCUACUUAUCACCUUACUUCAUUUCAUACUUCAUUCAUCGCGAAUCCUCAGCAAUGGAUUCGUACAAUUCAAGUCGUGAUGACACGUUUACAGCAAUGUACACUUAUUACAUGUAACAUGUAUUUGGGAAUUGGUGGAAAGUGUUUGAAUGCGAAGCGAAAACUUCCUGAUUCUGGAAAAUUCAAAGACUUCAAUAAACUCACUGAAGCUGAACAAUUGAACAAAGGCGUUGAAGCAAUAGCUCAAGCAAUGGGAAUACCGGAUCAAUCUGAUAAGCUUCGAGAAAAAGUGAGAAAAUACGAAUGCCAAGCAGGAACUGUGGUUACUGAAGAGAAUUCAUUUGAAAUUGAUAUGAUAUUUGUGGUCUUCGGAAAACUGCGACUGAAAAGAGGUGAUCUGGAACAUGAUGAUACUGGAACAUCGCUGACAUUUGAUGUUUAUCCUGGAGACAUGCUUCCAUCCAUGCAAAUACUGACGAAUGAACCAGCAAUGUGCAGUGCAAAAGCUUUGGAAAAAACGAUUUAUUUCAAAAUUUGUAGAGAUGAAUACAUUCAAUUCCUUUUUGCACAUCCUGUUAUAUAUCUCCGAUUAGCAUUUCAUGCACUUCAAUUUAUUUCUCCAUUUGCUCGAGUCUUCGAUAUGGCUGUUCAUUGGCAUCGAAUUGAAACUGGACAAGCAUUGUUUAGGCAAGGUGAUAAAUCAGAUUCGAUGCAUAUUGUGAUGGGUGGACGUCUUCGAGCUGUUGACUCUACGAAAAUAAUUGAGGAGUAUGGUAGAUUGGAUCUAAUCGGAAUCACUGAUAUGGCUGAGAAACGACCAAGAAGGAACACGGUGAUGGCUGUCAGAUUCUCUCAUAUUGUGUGCAUUCCCGAGAAUUUGCUGAGUUUUGUCAAGAUUCGUUAUCCACAGGUGGGAAACAAGCUUCUCAAAUUGAUAAGUAAAUGCUGGAAAGCCCCUACACCGGAAACAAUGAGCCACGUGGAGACUACAAGAAAUCAAAAUCUUCGAACAAUUGCUAUAGUUCCAGCAUCAAGACGUGUCCCGUUGACAGAAUUUACUUGUGAACUGUACAAUCAACUGUCGAAGCAUGUCAAAACACUUCGACUGAGUAGUUCCGUUGUUGAGAACUAUUUUGAGUCAGAAGUAAUUACAAAGAAAGCAGAUUAUGGAUUGAUGCAUUGGUUGAAUGUUCAAGAAAUUGCAUAUUCGUUGGUACUUUAUCAAUGUGACUUCCAUAAAACGAAUUGGACGAGGCGGUGCUUAAGAAUGGCUGACGCAAUUUUGAUGGUGGCACUUGGAACAGAAAGUAAAGAAGAACAAGUUUUGGCUGAAGCACUAUUGUCAUGCAAUGAAAAGGGGGUCCGUCAAUCAAAAGAGCUUGUAUUUUUAUGGCCAAUCGAUACACCAACACCAAGUGGUACAGCUGCUUGGAUUAAAGAAUCAUAUUAUUCUGGAUAUCAUCAUCUACGAGCUCCAAAUAGACUUUUCAGUUUUCCUUUGAAAACUCGAGAGAAAAAGAUCGUUGAAUACUAUGAAACAACGGUGUAUGGUGAAAUCAGCUAUCAGUCCGACUUUUCAAGACUUGCUCGAAUUCUGACUGGAAAUGCAAUUGGCAUUGUAUUUGGUGGUGGUGGAGCUCGUGGAGCUGCUCAUGCAGGUGCUCUUCGUGCAUUGAUUGAGAAGAAAGUUCAAAUUGAUAUGGUUGGAGGAACAUCAAUUGGAGCACUCUUUGGAUCACUCUAUGCAACUACUCCAGAUAUUCGUGCAGUCGGGAGAAUGAAGGACUUUUUCACCGAUCGAUUGAGGAAUAAUAUUCUUGAUGUCGUUCGAGAUUUAACAUGGCCAUACUGUGGAAUUCUGACGGGUCAUCGAUUCAACUUGUGUGUUCAACGAAUGUUGAAUGACGUUAAUAUUGAAGAUUGUUGGGUUUCAUUCUUUUGUAUUACAACCGAUCUAACAUCUUCAUCUAUGAGAAUCCAUCGAAAUGGUAUUAUGUGGCCUGUUGUUCGUAGUUCCAUGUCUAUUGCUGGUUAUGUACCGCCCAUUUGUGAUCCACAGGAUGGUCACUUGUUAUUAGAUGGAGCAUAUGUCAACAAUUUACCAGCAGAUAUUAUGAGGUCUCUUGGUGCUAAUGUAGUGAUUGCAAUUGAUGUUGGAAUGUCAGAUGAUAACACUAAUUUGAGAAAUUAUGGAUUUUCAAUAAGUGGAACGUGGUGUUUAUUCAAACGUUGGUGGCCAUUUGGAGAAGAACUUCGCGUUUUGAAUAUGAACGAAGUACAGAAUCGUCUCGCGUACGUUUGCUGUGUCAAUCAGAUGGAAAUUGUCAAAAAUGCUCAAUAUUGUUAUUAUGUCAAACUUCCGAUUGAAAGCUUUGGUAUCUUCGAUUUCUCAAAAUUCGACCAGGCAGCUCAAAUUGGAUAUGACAUCACUAAGCAAAAGAUGGAAGAAUUCUUUGAGGACUCAGUGGCCACCAGAAGAAAGUUGCUUGGAUGUGCAAGAAACGUCCGACAAACUCCUCAAAAAUCGAAAAAUGAUAACAUUUUGUCAUUUGUCAAUAUGCCUGUUCUUCCAAAACCACCCAGCGAUAUCAAAUCAGAUUGAAUUGAGAUGAAUUAUUGAGAAUAUACAAGAUAAAACAUUUUCUGAUUCAA
This is a messenger RNA of Caenorhabditis elegans, 3387 nucleotides long. It is a transcript of the gene nte-2, whose product is annotated as Putative patatin-like phospholipase domain-containing protein M110.7. Bases 50 to 3337 code for a protein of 1095 amino acids. The transcript has 20 exons. Gene Ontology annotation, biological process: phosphatidylcholine metabolic process; lipid metabolic process. Gene Ontology annotation, cellular component: membrane. Gene Ontology annotation, molecular function: phosphatidylcholine lysophospholipase A1 activity; carboxylic ester hydrolase activity; glycerophospholipase activity. The record is from RefSeq and is marked reviewed. NCBI's taxonomy places the organism in Eukaryota, Metazoa, Nematoda, Chromadorea, Rhabditida, Rhabditidae.